This is a messenger RNA of Paraphaeosphaeria sporulosa, 762 nucleotides long. RefSeq lists its product as uncharacterized. The transcript has 3 exons. The coding region runs from base 214 to 726 and encodes 170 amino acids. The record is from RefSeq and is a predicted model, not a curated record. NCBI's taxonomy places the organism in Eukaryota, Fungi, Ascomycota, Dothideomycetes, Pleosporales, Didymosphaeriaceae.
CUGGCGGCGGGAAAUAAGUACGAGCCAUAAUAGUAAUAUCGUGCGGGUUCUGCUUUUCUUCUCCGCUCCUUCUCCCUUGCAUUCCAUCAACAACACCACAAUCCGCUUCAUUACGCCACGCCCAUCACUCGUUCUGGGUCGUUAUUCCGUCAAUCCUUUCUUAAUCCACGUUUACGUUCUAUUCUGGCAAGAAAGAGGAAGGUAGAAGGAAAUAUGCGUUUCACAGCUGCUCUCCUCGUUGCUGGUGCCAGCGCGGCCGCCGCGGCCACCACCUCCGCCGCGGCCUCCACACCCACCGACUUCAGCAUCUGCGCGCAGAACAUCGUAGACGCCUGCGUCGAGCAGUACGACAAGCAGGUCGACGCCUGCGGCGGCAACGACUAUAUCUGCCUGUGUGACAACUACACCAACAAGCUCACCUGCUACAACAACUGCAUGGGCUCCGAGGACCGACCGCCCGUCCAGAACCAGGUCACCCAGUUCUGUCUGGCGGCUGAACCCCAACGAUCCGCGUCCUCGGCGUCGCUCGCCUCGGUCUGGAAGACGGCCGGCACGCCUUCGCCCGCGCCCACCACCUCUUCUGCUUCGGCCACAGGCUCCAGCGAGGCUACACAAACGUCGGCGGACGGUUUCUCAACUCAGAAGACGGGCGCAGCUGUGCCGGUGGAGAUCCCCGCCUUCGGUGGUGUGGUGGCUGCUGUGUUUGGGCUGGUGGGGCUGUUGUAGAGAGCUUGGGCGACGGAAGGGGUGAGGAGGAGGAGG